Molecule: messenger RNA, 2829 nt
Organism: Protomyces lactucae-debilis
Lineage: Eukaryota; Fungi; Ascomycota; Taphrinomycetes; Taphrinales; Protomycetaceae
Exons: 1
Coding region: 470-2686 (738 amino acids)
Source: RefSeq, a predicted model, not a curated record
UCGUGCGCUGCCGCCGAGAUGAAAAUUUGACAAGGGAAGGCGUAACCGACACAAGCAACACGCCUGCACACACCAUCCUGUGACCUCCCGGUGCUCGUUCUCUUGGUCGGAUAGAGACUGCUUCAUCCUCGACUGCGCAGGACACAGGGCCUCUUGCCUGGUGCAAUCAACACGCCUCGCUGCUCCGUGUUUGAUCGAAAAGGAAACCAAGCGACCUCGUGGCAACACGGAGGUCACGAGUGCGAGACUCGCUGGGCAACUCGUUGCAUCUUUUGGUCCUACGGCAUCUGAGUACUAAACAGGCUUCUUCCCACAUUCAUCUACUGCGCGAUUCGCACUUGUCAGCAAAACGACGCGACACACUUAAGCUUUUUGCUUCCCGCAAUACUCUCUUGCUGAGCAAGUCAUUCUUCUAUAUCGGUUGGGCAACAGUCUCAUUAGGCCUGAACCUCGCUGGCUUCUGCGGCCUAUGCCUCAGCAUGCAGUCAAGAAGCAGAACUUGGCUCGACCCAGGCAGCGCUUAGCAAAUACCAACAGCAACAGCAGCAGCAAUGGAAGCGCCGGCUCUGGACAGCAUACACACAAGAAACAUGGUGCUACUACAACAGAGGCAUCUGCUAUUGAUCAGCUUGGCAUUCAUCCACCAGCAGUUGAGGCUCAUAUGAACCUCUGCAGCUGCCACAAGCACUAUGCCAACGCGGACGUUCCCUUCGUUGCGAAGCAGCAGGUCAAAAGCAACGGUGAUGUGGUGCAUGCUGAACAGGUACCCGAAGCGGAGACGAUGCAACUAUCCUUCAAAGAUCCCUCGCAUCAGGAAUUCGUUCUGCCCACAUACCCGGUGGCCGACACGCUUGCGCUCGUCCUCAUCCUCAUCAAUUUCCCAAAUGUCCUCGUCAUGGUGACUCACCUCAUGUUCUCCUACAAAGAACACGUUUCGGCUGCGUCAUCUAGUCUGGCCUCGCCGCCCCUGUUCAUGAUUCUGUUUGUUGAUGCCAUCGUCGUAUUGUUUACGGCUGUCAUUUUGCCCUCGCUGCGAAGCACCAUCACCGAUAUCUCCCAUGUCAUUAUCGCCAUCAGCAUGUCAGGCGCCAAGUGGCGCUACACUUUCCCAUUUGCAGCUGCAUUAACUUCGAUGCGGGUUGCCUUGAACAAGUUGGCCAAUUUAGGUCGGCUACAAGACUGGAACAUGGAGGAAAGCAGCUGGCUGCAGUCUGCAUGGCAUCGUUUCGGCUCACAACUCUUGAGGCCUUUGCGAGGACUCGUUGCGAAUCCACCAGAAUUGUCGAGUAGCUACACGCUCUCUGAUACCGUCAUGGGCAGCGUCAAGUCGGCUGUGGCGAUCCACGUCUUUUCAUUGGGGUUGAUUCGGCUUGUCAAGUAUUGGAUCCAGUCUUCUCAUGCUUCAUCUGUACCGCCAUCCAAACGGGAUGAAAGCGGUAGCAAGAAGAAACGGCACCAGCAACAGCAGCAACAAGCCAUCACAGCCGAGUUGAAGAUGGACGCACGGCAACCCUCUAUCUGGGAUCAAUUUUUGAAUUGGCGUAUUGAUACAAUGAAUAAACGACAGGGCGAUCCACCGCUGAACGUAGGCCCACCCAGUGCGUGGGUGGCAGAGAUUACGCCCUGGUAUGUCUCUCUUUGUGUAUCGACUGGAUCGACAGAGUCGCCGCAACUCACCAUGCAAGUCAACGGCCUGCCAUGGGACGCAAAACCCAUCGCGAGCUCCGACAAUACUGAAACGACCUGGUCCCUGUUUGUUGAGAACUUGUCGCCCAAGACAGAAUACGACAUUGCGCUUGAGUUCACUGAACCAAACCUCGGUCGUUACCACUUUGCAAUCUGUACAAGCUCACGCGAUGCUCACCAGCCUCGUCGUUUACGUGGCGAUUCUUCGCUUCCUGCCAUCAACACCAAUCUACAAAAUGCAACGAUUGCAGCGACUGUCACGACUGGGCAAGGCAAUACUCCCGAAGAGCCUGUCUUGUCCACCGACAACACGGCUCAUCCGAAUGGUCCCUUGUCUCCCAUCACGACACUAGAGGACUCUAUUGCCAUUGCUGCCGCCAAGCUGGAGGAGAAGCGAGCUGCUCUGAAGCGUACACGAAAGGAGAAUACCAAGCGUUUGCAGCUUCUCCAGCGUGAAGUGGAUCACUUGGCUCAGCGGACAACAGGCACUGACAAGACGGAGAUGCGCAUGCAAGGUCGAAUGCUUUCUUUGCAAAAUGAAGUGAAACGCAUUCAAGAGUCGAUUGAUGAGAUGGAGGCGGAACGCCAGCAGCUUGUUUCUGAGCAUGAGCAGCAGGCGCGUCGAUGGCAAUCCGAGCACGACAAGGCAAUGCAUGAAGCUGCUUUGUUGCAGGCUGCCAAGCAUGCCUUUGAGGAGACGAAAGCUGCACACGAGCGUCGUUUUGCAACGGCUGAGCAGGAUGCAGCCAAAACGCGUGCCAAGGCCGAUAAGCUCUCUCUUCGGCGAACCAAGAUUCAACAAGAUCUUGACAGACUUGCAACAGAGCACGAGGACCUCUUGUUGAAGGAGUACCAAGAUCGACGCAUGGAGCGAGAGCAGGUGCGAGACAUGCGGCUGCAGGCUGAAGCUGAUUUGCUCAAGUCGUUGCAUGAGAUGCAGCAGCAGGCGGAUCUUUUGCAGACGUAUACAGGCACUGUUCCUGCUGGAGUUCUUAAUUAGCUUCGCUGAUCUAUCUACAGCAAAAGACGCUGAACUUCUAGUGGCUUGAUGUUUCCUUGGUGCACAUGAAUUGGUGACCUUUGUAGACCAGCGCUGGCAGACCUUCUUCUGUCAGAUCUCUGGUCACAUCGACUCGCGCUACG